Messenger RNA from Camelus dromedarius (Arabian camel), 3228 nucleotides. RefSeq names its product proline rich 11 (gene PRR11). The record is from RefSeq and is a predicted model, not a curated record. Gene Ontology annotation, cellular component: nucleus; cytoplasm. NCBI's taxonomy places the organism in Eukaryota, Metazoa, Chordata, Mammalia, Artiodactyla, Camelidae. The coding region runs from base 59 to 1156 and encodes 365 amino acids. The transcript is spliced from 10 exons.
GCGAAGGAGAAGCCACUGCCGGGACUCCAUCGAAUCCCCGGGCUCUUAGACUAAAAUCAUGCCCAAGUUCAAGCAAAGAAGAAGAAAACUAAAAGCCAAAGCUAAAAGGUUAUUCAAAAGAAAAGAAGCUUCUUACUUUCAGUCUAAGCUGAUUACACCUCCUCCUCCGCCACCCUCACCAGAAAGAGUGGUUAUUCCUUCAACAGAUACAACCCUUAGCAGAAGCUGGCUGAGACCAUCAUGGAACUUCAAAUUUCCCAAUAUCAAAGAUGCGGUAAAGCUUUGGACAAAUAGAGUAUGGUCUUUAUACAACUGGUGCCAGAACUGCGUGGCCCAGAGUUUAGAAGUAUUGAAAGAUUGCAUCUUUCCAUCCCGUUUCUGCCACCGAGAACUUCAUACCCUAAAACAACGGUUUUGCAUUUUGGAAAGUGAAUUAUGCAAGCUCCAGGAAGCCCUGAAGGCCAUCUCAGAAAAUUCUUGCUGUCCAAGCUGUGGUCAAAGGUGUCACGUGCAUGGUAAACUUAUAAAUGUGCCUGCAUGUGCUCUUCCCACCCUUGGAGACUCCGGAGCUGGACUUCCUCCCUCACUGCCACAACCAGUCAGCCAUCCUCCUCCUCCUCCUCCGCCUCCACCCCCUCCACCCCCUCCUCUGCCUCCGCCUCCACCACUCAGAGCACCUUUGCUGCUCAAAAAGUCUGAUCUCACUAAAGCACUUCAGGCUGGACCACUAAGAAAAGAUGGACCCAUGCAGAUAACAGUUAAAGAUCUACUGACUGUGAAAUUAAAGAAGACUCAGAGUUUUGAUGAACGGAGGAAGCUUGUACCAUCACCAAAGGAAAGAAAUCCACUAGUUACUGUCUCUGACCUGCAGCGUGUUACCCUGAAGCCCAAGUCUAAAGUGUUAUCAACUCGAGUUACAAACGUCUUAAUCACUCCUAGUAAAAGCCAGCUAGAUCUGCGGAAACUACUUAGAAAAGUCAAUGUAGAAAGGAGUCCAGGUGGAACCCCACUUACUAAUAAAGAAAAUAUGGAAACAGGAACUGGGCUGACCCCAGUAAUGACUCGGGCCUUGAAGAGAAAAUUUCAGCUGGCUCAUCCUAGAAGCCCAACUCAAACUCUGCCACUUGCUACAAGCAGCUUUGAUGAACAAAACUGAUGCCAACUCUGCCUGAUUCCAUGUAAUGGUCCAUAAAAUAUACAGAAAAAACUACUCCAGCCCUUUUUUUAAAAAUGUAGCUGGGUAUGUAUAAUUAUAUUAAUAUAUAACUCAUUUGAAGAAUUAAAAUAUGAAUGGAAACUAUAUAUACUGUAAUAUGAAGUGGGUAUUUGGAUAUUUUCUAGUUUAUGUGAUCAAUGAGAGAGCAGAUGGGAAAAUGCAAUCCCCAGAGUGAUGUUUAUCCUGUAAUUAUCCAAUUUAGGUUGGAGAGGUUCUUCAAGUUUAACUAGAUAACUAAUUUGUACUCUAUAAGUGCAGUUACGACAUUAAGAAAGUAACCUGGUGCCCGUUCAUCGUGGGUAUUCUCAGGUAAUUGAAAAGUAUUUCAGCCUGUAAUGCUCAUGCAUUCAUUAAGUGCUACAAAAUUGACCAAUGAAAAAGAUCCUCUAGAUUUUAUAUCUGCUCACUCUAAGCAUUUAUGAGAUAAGACCAUUCCCCAUCCAAACACAACUAUUCCAAAAGGAUUUGAAACAAAAGGUCCCCUGUGACCUUAAAAAUUAGAAUGUAUCAUUUCUAGUUUCUUCUAUAGAUGGUUACAUUUGGCUCACUAAAGUCUGAGAUAUUCCUCGGUUCACUAUCUGCUACCCACUUUCCUGCAGCUAAAUAUAAAUUUCAUAAAGACCUCAACAUGAAUCUUAUAUUUUCCACAGUGCCCCACCGAGGAUUCUCUUAGGUCCAUAGCAGGUUCACUGUAAGACUUGACUCCCUGUCCUCAACAGCCUGUUAGUUCAAUAACAGUAAUCAUGCACACCUCACUGGAUUUUGUUUUUUUCCUGCCAGUACAAGGUUGCCAGAUUUAGCAACCAUAAAUACAUAGCACCUCAUCAAAUUUUAAUUUCAGAUAAACAAGUAACUUUUAAGUAUAAAUAUGUCCCAUAAAGUAUAAGUAUGUCCCAGAUAUUUCAUGGAACUUACUGAUACUAAAAAAUUAUUCAUUGUUUAUCUGAAAUUCAAAUUUAACUGGACAUCUUAUAUUUUAUUUGGCAACCCUAUCAAUCAGUCUCCUACAAAGUUGCCAAGUAUCUCUGGGAGCCCCCAGUUGGUCAGACAUGUCUACUUAGCAUCAGAUACUACUGCAGCUUCAGUCAGAACCCCUAUCACUAAUGUGCUAAAUAUCCUGGAGGAAGAGGAACUCUCAUUAGGGUGAGUGUGACUUUGAAGGCACAGGAUUAGCUUUGAUGCUGAUAACUUUGACUGCAGUUCCAAGAAUAAGGAUAGCAGCUCCUCGUGGAGAGGAAACAAGGGGUUUCAGAUUUUCACUGAACUUUCUAGCCUGACAGGAAGCAGCUACAUAGAUAAUAUCCUUAAAAUAUCCCCUGAUUAGCUUAGGCUAAAAAGGCAUUUUAGCAAUUUCCCAGAAAUGCACGUAUUUCCUCAAAUAAGUAUAGUUUUGAGAUGCCAAAUAGAGUGUUAUGGAAAGUCACCAGACUGGAAAGCAGACCUGGGGGCAAUGUUUUGUUUUUCUGAGAUCUACAUUCAUGUUUAUAUUUGUGGAUGAAAAUUAAACAGCUAAUGAAGUUAAGAGAUAUAUCUGCUUCUAGUACAAAGAAAAAGUUUUUAAAACCUGCUCAUUACAUUUAUAUUAUGUAAAAUAAAGGGAAUGAUCACUGAGAAUAAGACAGGUUUUUGUAACAAUAUUUUAUGGGGCAUUUGUAGUAUUUAUAAUAUUAAUAAACCACUGUGUAUUUGUAUCAAUUUAAUUUAAAUGAUUUGAUCUUUCUUUUGAGAUAAAGAUUCAUUUAAAAAAUAAACUAGCAAUCCUACAGAUAAACAUUUGUAGAGCUGCUGUUACCAUUGUACCAGUAUUAAAAUGUGUCCUACCUUACAUCUUUUACUAAUUUUUAUGACAGGUUUCAUCUUGUACCCAUUUGAGAAUCCUGUAAUUGCUAUGGCUUCAUUAAAUUGUUGCUAUCAUAUGUUUCCAACGUUUAUUUUGAGACUGAAUGUCAACCAGAGAAUAUAAACAACCAAGGUACAUCUGGUUAUGUUUCUAAAUAAAGAAAAAUACAAAA